This is a messenger RNA of Prunus mume (Japanese apricot), 1416 nucleotides long. The record is from RefSeq and is a predicted model, not a curated record. Lineage: Eukaryota; Viridiplantae; Streptophyta; Magnoliopsida; Rosales; Rosaceae.
AUGGGAUCCAACGUUGAGCUGGUAUGGCCAGAGUCAGAGGCAUAUUCCUCACGGGUGAACAACUGCUCACAUGCAAAUUCAGCCCUAGCUGUAAUUCGAGCGAAGUUGAGUGCCGAACAAUUAGAACAAUUCAAGACAUCAUGCUUUGGCCAUCUUCUGAAUAUAGAUAAGAUUCAGUUUAGCGGGCAGAUUGUGCAUGGGGUUGUGUUGCGUAGAGUAGCGGGGCAGGGUGUGAAAGACUUGGAUGGACUGAGUUUCUUAAUAGGGUGCGACGUUGCUCAGUUCACUCGUCAGGAUUUCUGUUUGAUCUCAGGGCUUCGUUUUGGGGAAGUUCCUGAAGUUUCCAGUGGAGAAAGUGAUGAAAUUAGACUUCAGAAAAGAUAUUUUAUAGACGAAGGAAUUACAUGUAAUGCUUUAGAAGAAGCAUUUAUGAGGUGCACAGAGGAAGAUGACAUCUACAAGCUAGCUCUUGUUUACUUUGCUGAGUUAGUGGUUUUGGGAAGGGACAAACAUUUGAACAUUAAUCUAAAUUACCUGACCCUUGUAGAGGACUUGGAUGCGUUCAACAGGUAUCCAUGGGGUUCGGUGUCAUUUGACAAAACCCAAGACAGUCUGUUUUCUGCACCAACAAAGUAUGUGAAAAGCUUUGAAAAUGAAGAGGGAAGAGGGAAGGGGAAAAGUAAGGUAACCGGAACAAGGCGGAGAAAUGAGAAGGGCAAGAAGGAUAACCAUGGUGAAGUGCAAAAGGGUGACUGGAGUUUUAAAGGUUUCACGUAUGCUUUCCAGAAUCACAUCCAUACUUGCUUUGCGGAUAAUAAAAGGAAAAAAGAGCAAGUUGGGUGGAAAAUUAGAACCAGUUUAGUGAACGUUGUAAAUGGCAAGGUUCCGGCUUGUGGAUUGGAUUGGCAGAACACGUAUAAGGUGUAUGUACCUUGUAUGUUGCAAAAAUAUAAGCAUUGGGUGGCUCUAGAGAUUGAUCUGAUUCAGUGUGAAAUCAAAGUCUACGAUUCAAUGGUUUCACUCAUUCCAGAUCAGAGCUUAAAGGAAGAACUCGGCCCCCUGUCAAUUACGAUUCCAAAUCUUCUGCACACCCUCGACUUUUAUGAAGAAGGUGUUUACGCGAACGAGUGCACCCGAGAUUGGUGGUGUCCAUGGCCAAUACAUCGUGUGGAUGUUCCACAACAGGCUAAUCAAGGCGAUUGUGGUAUGUUCGUGUUGAAGUACAUUGAGCUGUUGAGUGCUGAGAUUCCCUUAGCUACUUGCACCUCGCAGAACAUGCCAUUUUUUCGGUUGAAGUUGGCUGCAGAAAUUGCACGGGGAGAUGCUUACAAGCCAUGAUAUUGGUUGAACUUGGUUUAGGCACAUGAUGAUUAAAUAGGUUUUGGGAAUGUCCAAUUUCAAAGUCAUGUAAAUACA